Parasteatoda tepidariorum (common house spider) is the source of this 925-nucleotide messenger RNA. RefSeq lists its product as uncharacterized. The record is from RefSeq and is a predicted model, not a curated record. Lineage: Eukaryota; Metazoa; Arthropoda; Arachnida; Araneae; Theridiidae.
GAUCCUGUUUUCUUUCAUAUAUUGUAAAGUGCCGCAGUUGCCAAGAAAUAAUUGAAGUAACGGAAAAUUGAUCAAUAACGGGCUCAUAGAAGCUUUCUAUUUACAUAUUCCAUCAUGGCGAUAGAUUUGAAAGAAAGAAGCCGUUCUUCAUUGAUACCAGAUGUAUGAUAUUAUCUGAUGCACCAUUUUCUUUUAUCUAUUGUAAAACGCUGCAGUUACCGAGAAGUACAGGGAAAUGGACCCGGAUCAAGGAUUUGGACAUGUCCAGAAAGUAUUAGAAAUGUUCAUUUUGACAAAGAGGACAUCUGGAAAAAAAAUGACAGCUUUCCAUAUGGUUUAAGUUGGGUUUAUCGAUAUAUUUUGUUUUAAUAACUUUAACCCCAUUGGUCAGGCAAGUUUCAGUUCUUAAGGAAAGUUGACUUUGCUUCAGUUUGAAGCUUUCUUAGAGUGACGAUACUGUCCCUUGACCAGAAUAAUCAUAAUGGAAUUCUUCGGUAAACAGUUACAAUUUCGCAAAGUCACUAAUUUGAUGAAAAAAGGGAAUAAAAAUGACAAUGCAAAACUUGAUAAAGGUGACGCAGUGAAAAGAAAUAAUAAUAGCGCAGCACAGUUUGAAUCAGAAUUGAAAGAAAGCGGUAAUUUAUUAGAAGAAAUUCAACAACUGAACUGGAAGAAACAUCAACACAAACCCACAAAUUUGCACUGUUCGGUUUGUUUUCUUGACAUUGCAACUAGAGAAACCUUUUCCCAAAUUGAAUGUGGACAUGCAUUUCAUUAUUGGUGCAUUAAAACGUGGUUGAAUCAGCAUUCUACAUGUCCAGUCUGCAGAAAGGCAGUUAAAAUGUUAUGCAUAUACUCAAAAGUGAUUAAAGAUUACUUAAAAUUAACUUACUGUUAAUCAUUAUUCAUUUACUCUGCAUUCAUG